GACCAUGUUUCGUGAGAACAAGAAAAACAUGAUGGAUGGCAGUUUGAACUGCAGUGGCCUUGUAGUAUCCAGCAAUGAAACAAUCCAUUCUUACCUUCGCUCGGUCUCGGAAGAUCCAAGUCUCUCUGACGACCUUCGACAAACUGCUUCCAACCUCUUGUCCGAGUCCUCCAUUCCAUACAAAUCCCUCAGACUUCUCUGGUUUGCAUCCCCCUCUGCCACCAGGCCGAAGCUUCUCCAUCUCUUCUCUGGUUCUGAUUUUGUCUUUUCCAGCCCUAAACCUAGGGAGAAGAGCGAGGAGUUAAAAGCUAGACUGAAGAAGCUUGAAGAUUUGGCAGAACGAAAUGCAUAUAAAGAACUUGUCAAAGAUAUAACACCAAAGAAGGAUACCGAUGAACCUUUCUCAUCUUACAAAGAUCAGUUAGGGUUUGGUCUACAUGUCGCACUGACAAUGUUUACUGGGUAUUUGGUUGGAUAUGCUGCAUUCAGAGCUAUGUUUAAUCACAGCCCCGUGAUGAACGCUGCUGGAGGUGUCCUUGGAUUGGUCUUUGGUAUGCUCAUGGAAACACUUCUUUUCAUUAUUAGAACCUCCAGUCCUGAUAUUCAAUCAGCAUCUUCCACUUCAAAGUUGAAGAAGAAUCAAUAACAUUUCAGCUUAAGGAGUUGAUUAAAACUAUUGCACCUCUCUGUCCAUCCUUUGAACACUAAAGGGACCAGUCAAGUACAUCGAGGUGCAAGUGGCGAUUUAAACUUUUGGUAAUGCUGCAGCAUUUAGCCAAAAAUAUUGAGAAUGAUGCAGUAAAUGGAUCAUUUUGUUUGUUGAUGGGGAGAAAAGGCAAGACUCGGCCAAGCUUACGUAUGAAGACUUUGUGGUUUAAGCUCCUCGUAAAGGAGAUAAUCUGUUAAAACAUGGCUCUUGUUAAACGCCAAUUAUGAAUAAUCUUAUCUAAAACCUCAUAAUGUGGGCUUCUGUACCAUAAUGAAUGAUAACGGGGGUCCAUUUGUUUUUAUUUAUGGUCUGAGAUGCUCAAUAUGCACACUGAAAAAACUUUCAUAAUUUUAUUUGGGAUAUCUACAAGUGAUUCUGAGUUGCACAGGAGUACAUUGCGUGCAACAGCA
Molecule: messenger RNA, 1119 nt
Organism: Telopea speciosissima
Lineage: Eukaryota; Viridiplantae; Streptophyta; Magnoliopsida; Proteales; Proteaceae
Exons: 5
Coding region: 5-646 (213 amino acids)
Biological process (GO): vacuolar proton-transporting V-type ATPase complex assembly
Cellular component (GO): endomembrane system
Source: RefSeq, a predicted model, not a curated record